CAGGGAUGCCUAAAGGAGGUAGAAAGGGAGGCCACAAAGGCCGGGUCAGGCAGUAUACAAGCCCUGAGGAGAUCGAUGCCCAGCUACAGGCUGAGAAGCAGAAGGCCAGCGAAGAUGAACAAGAAGAAGGUGGAGAUGGUGCUUCGGGUGACCCAAAAAAAGAGAAGAAGUCUCUAGACUCAGACGAGAGUGAGGAUGAAGAUGAUGACUACCAGCAAAAGCGGAAAGGUGUGGAAGGGCUCAUUGACAUUGAGAACCCCAACCGGGUGGCACAGACAACCAAAAAGGUCACACAACUGGAUCUGGAUGGGCCAAAGGAACUUUCAAGGAGAGAAGGAGAAGAAAUUGAGAAGCAAAAAGCAAAAGAGCGCUACAUGAAGAUGCAUUUGGCUGGGAAGACAGAGCAGGCCAAGGCUGAUCUUGCCCGACUGGCAAUCAUCCGGAAACAACGGGAGGAGGCAGCAAGAAAGAAAGAAGAGGAAAGGAAAGCAAAAGAUGACGCAACCUUGUCAGGAAAACGAGUGCAGUCACUCUCCCUGAAUAAGUAAGCUGGCCUGUGGGAGGAGACGCCGAGGAACUGGGCCGUGCCUCCAGGACCUCUGCCGUGUCUCACCCACCCUGUGCCCUGGCGCCGCUGCAGCAGCCCCUCGUGGCCAGGAGCCCCUAUGGCCUGGGGCCUCCUCUUCAUCUUGGCACAGAAAUCAUUCAGGGGAUGUGGGGGGGGG
Messenger RNA from Onychomys torridus (southern grasshopper mouse), 725 nucleotides. It is a transcript of the gene Pdap1, whose product is annotated as PDGFA associated protein 1. Gene Ontology annotation, cellular component: cytosol. The transcript has a single exon. NCBI's taxonomy places the organism in Eukaryota, Metazoa, Chordata, Mammalia, Rodentia, Cricetidae. Bases 6 to 548 code for a protein of 180 amino acids. The record is from RefSeq and is a predicted model, not a curated record. Gene Ontology annotation, molecular function: RNA binding.